CGCAUGAUUUGGGAAAUGUUUUGAAAUGUGCUACUGUCGAAUAAAAAGUUUCGAAUUGUUUUGUAUCCUUUUCGUGUUUUUAUAAAACAAAAGUGGUGAAUUAAAUAAUAUAUUUAGGUGAGUUUUGUAAUUGUUUGACAAGAUAUUUUCCUUUUGAUGUGUGCAAAGAAAGUUUAUAAACUGUUCUGCCCAAAUGAACUUCGCACGUUGAGUUUUAAUUAAUUGUGAUCAUUUCAUCAUUAAUCUGAAAUUUAAUGGUAUUUACUAUUAUGGUAACGGUCAUCAAUUGUUAUUUUCUUAUUGAUGUUUAUCAUCAAUUGAUGGUUCCAAUGAUGAUCAUUAUUGAUUACAUUUUCAAUCAGUUGAUCAUUGUUCUGUUUGAUUGAUUGAUGAAUUGUGAUAAUCAUCCAGUGAUUAUUGCCCUGACUUAAUUGGCAAUGAUCAACAAUUGUUAUUUUCUUAUUGAUGAUUAUCAUCAAUUGUUAUUUUCUUAUUGAUGAUUAUCAUCAGUUGAUCAUUUCUAUUUGAUUCAUUGAUUGAUGAAUUGUGAUAAUCAUCAGAUCAUUUAAUUGCUCUCACUGACUUAAUUGACAAUGAUCAUAAAUUAAUUGUCACUUAAUUUAAUUGAUGAUUAUAAUCAAUUGGUUACUCUACUAAUAGCAAUUAUUGAUCAUACUUUUCUUAUUGAUAUUUUGAUGUUUAGCUAUUUCUUCGUGUUUCAAGAUGUGAUCACUGCAUUUCAAGCAAUGGCUACAUUUGACAGGACAAUCAUACGUAAUUCAAGUGAUAUUCCCAUUGCAUUCACUGGCUGUUUUGAUGAUUACAAUGUUACAUCAUGUGUAAGGUUUGUGUCUUCACCUGUUAAGUUGCAUUGCACUCUGAUGUGCUGCCAUACAUACUUUAUUAUUAUACUUUGCCAGAUGAUUUUAUAUGUCAGGUGGACAGUGCUGCUGCUCAAUGGGUUAAGCUGUUGUGGUUUGUGUCUCAACUCUGAACUACUGGAAAAGGAUUAAAACAUUUUAACCCAUUGAGUGGCAGCACUCUCCACUUGACAAGUAAAAUUGUCUGGCAUUAGACAGCUAGAGUAAAGUACUAAUUAAAGUAGGUUUAUAGUUUAAAAACUAUGGUGUUGAGAUCCAAAUGCGGGCAGCUUAUUUUAGAAAUACUCUGCAGUCUGCCUACAGGGAACCUGCAAUUAUUAUCAGAAAUAAAAAUUGCAUAACAUUAGACAGAGUAAAAUAAGAAAGCAGUAAAAGAAUAUUACUGUAAUAUAAACAGUCAAUUUUUCUGUGUAUAGGGAUUCUGUUUUGAGUGGAUUUGCUAUCAUCACUGCAUUUGUUUGUGCUGUCAAGGUAUUAAUUAAAUUGAAAUAUUAACAAAUUAACAAAAGUACUAGCUGUAGCCAUAAAACUUUAACAGUCCCUUCCAGAAAGGAUGACACUUUGGCUAUUGAGCGUUGUUUUUGUGAUUGAGAAUUUUUUGAAUUUAAUUAUUAUCUCACAUACAUGAAUAAAACAAGGCUCCAACAUCCAGAAUGACAUACUUUCUGCAAGGAUAGUAAAUGGAGUAUUGUAGAUAUAAUUAAUAUUGUCAUAAUUUAAUUAAUCAAUUAAUAUGAUUCUAAAUGAUGGUUGUUUCGAAUCAACAGCUUUACAAUCUGUUCAGAAAUCAGCAUUCUUUGCCUAACCAGUACAUUAUAUUUUUCUGUGGAUUGGUACAGUGCAUUCUUUGGUAAGUAUAUUGCUGAACCCAUUAUUAAGUUGUAAUUAUAAUAUAUACCCAAAUAUGGAAAGUUUGUAUUGUGCAACCGAGAUAUUGGUCACACAAUUUUGAUACUAUAUUGAUCUCUUGAUGCUAUAUAUUGAUCUAUAUAUUCACUAUUAAUCUUUUAAAGAUGUUGUAAAGUCUGUAAUGUAAACAAAUGCUUUGUAUACAUUUUGAACUGCGGUGCUACAAUUGUAAAAUAUGAUAAACUUUUGUUUACAUUUUGAACUGCGGUGCUACAAUUGUAAAAUAUGAUAAACUUUUGUGUACAUUUUGAACUUCUAUAUUUGUAAAAUAUGAAUAUCUAACACUUUUCUGGUUCACUAUGCUUGUAAAUGAAUAUAGACUCUAUGUUUCAAUUCAAAAAAGUUCCAAAGAUGCAAAAAUUGGGCAAUGUUUCUGUUUCUGUGGGUCCCCCUUUGUUAUGUGCAGAAUGAACUUAAAUUACAGCAUCUUUACUGUUUAUUUUAUGUUUACAAUUUCCAAACUUUGCAGUCAGGUGUAUCCCAAUAUACACUAUCGGUAACUUCUAUUUAAUGUAUCUUUGUAAAGUGACAUUGUGUUCAUUCCAGUGCCAUUAAUUGGAUCUACCUUUGGAAAUAUUCAAUCAUCUAUGUCAUUGAAUUUCUCAAGAUUGUUCAGGUACUCACAAGAUAUGCUUGAAACCUGAAAUUUUGUAAACUACCAAUUAAUACAUACUUCUGGACAUGUGUAUAAAAUAUCAAGAUUUCUUUGGCAUUGCGCUCGAUUGAAUAAUAGUUGAAGGGUAUCUAAUUGUAGAUGGAAAUUAUCGAGUGGAAAUUUAUAUAAAAUACAUUUAUUAGAUCUAACAGAACAGAAGCGAAAAAUGCAACUUUAGGCAGGGGCGUAACUUGGGUAUCAGCAUUUGGGGGGUGUCAACAAUAUUUGCCCAAUAAAAUCAAGUUUUGCCCGACAAAAAGGGGCGUGGACAGUUAGUUCUACACAAGUAUUUGCUAAUGUAUAUUAUGAAUAUGCACUAUUACUAUAACAUCAUCAUCAAAGGUAUGAAUGUCAAUACAGUCAUUUAAAUUCGAUGUAUCUAUCAUGUUGCGAAACGAAUAACGAAUUAUUGUUUUUAUAGUACUUCAUUUCUUGCUGAUUAAAAUGCAUGAUCCAAACACGCUAAGAACAAUGCUAAAAACAAAACUCGGUCGUCGGUCAAUCUUCAAAUUCUGCAAUACGGUUUUUUUGUUGUUUACCCACAGUAAAGCAAGGUAACCUUGCCCAACAAAUAGCACGUGCUUUGAACAAGUUGCCCGACAAAAUUGCAUUUGUAAACGCGGUGGAGGGGUGUCGCACCACACACACCCACCCAGGAGUUACGCCCCUGACUUUAGGUCCCUGGCAGGAAUUGAACCUGCGGCCCUCAGCAAUUCCAGUGGAGCGCUCUGACCAACUGAGCUACAGAGACGAUGAGUUGUCAAGCUCUAACUAAGUUCAUGUAUAUAUACUAGAGUACUGUCAUGUGUAGGUUAUAUGUAAAAAUAUCAAGAUUUUGUUGGUAUCUCACUCGAUUCAAUAAUAGUUGAAGGAUAUUGUACAGUAGAUGGAAAUUAUCGAAAUUAUUAUAUAUGUACAUUUAUUAGACCUAACCAGGAUAUCAAUGGACCAUUUGCAUUAUAGACUAAAUUUUGAUCUAGACAAAAAUUUCAUCACAGUUUGAAAGAGCAUCACAAAAUUAGUAAUUUCCCAAAGUUUCGUUGCGAAAUGUUGUAAAAUGCGGAUAAUAUAGCCCUGCGAAGUUUGCCGUUUUUCAGUCAUUUUGUAUUACGCGUAGGAAAUUGACAGCCCAAUCGGGUGUUGGGGCAUCAAUUUCCCGUUUGUAAUACAAAAUGACUGAAAAUUGCAAAUUUCGCAAGGCUAUAUUAUCUGCAUUUUACAACAUUUCGCAACGAAACUUUGGAAUAUUACUAAUUUUGUGAUGCUCUUUCAAGCUGUGAUGAAAUUUUUGUCUAGAUCAAAAUUUAAUCUAUAAUGCAAAUGGUCCAUUAUCUAAUAAAUGCAUAUAAAUGUCCACUCGAUAAUUUCCAUCUCCAAUACCCUUCAACUAAUACUUCUGGAAAGCAUGACACCUUGGCUAUAGAGCCUCAUUUUCAUGUUGAAAUGUUAGGCUUCUACUGAGGUCACAUACACCAAAACGAGGCUCACUUUCUGGAAGGGUGUGACAUUAUUCUUCUAACAUUCUAGUGUGUGGUAGUAUGCAGAUUUUACUGUACCUUAGCAGCUCAGAUAUACAGAAAGGAUCAUUUAGCCAGGUAUAAUACUGAUUUUUUAAUUUUAUUUGCUCUCCAAUUUACCAUCAAUUUAUUCAUGUUUACCACCUCUCCCCGCCCCCCCCCCCUCAUUUUGCCCUCAAAAUAAUCACCUUUAUUUUCCCCUGUCCAAAGGUAGACACCACUUCCAAUUCCCCUCUCCUCAACACAGUAUAUAUCCCAUCCCCUGCGCAAUUCCUCCCUCAAUUUCGGGGAGUUUUGGCAUUUCAAAACAAAUUUCUGGUAUUUGAAAACAAAGUUUUGGCAUUUGAAAACGGAGUUCUGGCAUUUGAAAACGGAGUUUUGGCAUUUGAAAACGGAGUUUUGGCAUUUGAAAACGGAGUUUUGGCAUUUGAAAACGGAGUUUUGGCAUUUGAAAACAAAGUUCUGGCGUUUGAAAACGAAGUUUUGGCAUUUGAAAACAAAGUUCUGGCAUUUGAAAACGAAGUUUUGGCAUUUGAAAACAAAGUUCUGGCAUUUGAAAACAAAGUUCUGGCAUUUGAAAACAAAGUUUUGGCAUUUGAAAACGGAGUUUUAGUAUUUAAAAACGGAGUUUUGGCAUUUGAAAACAAAGUUCUGGCAUUUGAAAACGGAGUUUUGGCAUUUGAAAACAGAGUUCUGGCAUUGAAAACGGAGUUUUUGGCAUUUGAAAACAAAGUUCUGGCAUUUGAAAACGGAGUUUUAGUAUUUAAAAACGGAGUUUUGGCAUUUGAAAACAAAGUUCUGGCAUUUGAAAACAGAGUUCUGGCAUUGAAAACAGAGUUUUGGCAUUUGAAAACAAAGUUCUGGCAUUUGAAAACGGAGUUUUAGUAUUUAAAAACGGAGUUUUGGCAUUUGAAAACAAAGUUCUGGCAUUGAAAACGGAGUUUUGGCAUUUGAAAACAAAGUUCUGGCAUUCGAAAACGGAGUUUUAGUAUUUAAAAACGGAGUUUUGGCAUUUGAAGACAAAGUUCUGGCAUUUGAAAACAGAGUUCUGGCAUUGAAAACAGAGUUUUGGCAUUUGGAAACAAAGUUCUGGCAUUUGAAAACGGAGUUUUAGUAUUUAAAAACGGAGUUCUGGCAUUGAAAACGGAGUUUUAGUAUUUAAAAACGGAGUUUUGGCAUUUGAAAACAAAGUUCUGGCAUUUGAAAACGGAGUUCUGGCAUUUGAAAACAAAGUGCUGAUAUUUGAACUCUGAGAUUGUGGGUUCGAUCCUCGCUACGGACUCAUGUCCAUUUUCCCAUCUCCAUUUUCCAUUUCCAUCUCUCCAUUUCCCCUCUCUAUUUAACCCCAAUUCCUCCACUAAAUUCUCCCUCCCCCUAAUUCGAGCACCUCUACAGAUUUUGCCCCUCCCCCACAAAUGUUCCCCCACCUUUGAUAACAUUUUGUUUCAACUUGAAGCCGUACUGUUCCUCUAUCUGCUGUGGUGUUUCUGCUUGCUGUGUUUGGGAUAUGCAUCAGUGGCUGGGCUACACUCAAAAGUGACAAAGUCGACUGUUUAGGUACAGUGCAGUUGUACCACGUUUUAAGACUCAAUUAUAGUCAGCCCUUUUGAGUUAACCCUUUUUGAUCCAGCAUGAUUUGCUAGGGGUAGGAGGAUGGGUGCUCUGGUGCCGAAUUGUGUUGGUCAUGUGUGCCGCCCGCCCAUCAACAUACUGUAUUUGAAUUGUGAUUGUUGUUCACAGCUUGCCUAUCAUCAUGUUAUUGUUCAGAAUACUGUAUUUCAUAAGUUCUUUGUAGGUUUGCAUGGCGAUAAAACAUAUAAUACUAUUGUUUGUGGAAACACCACGUAAAUUUAUUACUGCAAAGUUUUCUUUUUUUACGGAUCGAAAGCUUUGCAAUAAUAAAUUUACGUGGUGUUUCCACAAACAAUAGUAUUAUACCGUAUUUCAUUUUGUCUCAAUUAUGUUUUGCUUUAUCAUGAUAAAUAUCCCCUUCUCCCCCUUUGGCCAGGGCUAGCAGGGGGGGUGCACCUGCACCCUGGUGCACCCUACUUUAUUGUUUUACUCUGUCUAAUGUCAAACUAAUCUCGUCAAGUGGAAAGUGAUGUGCUAUUCAAUGGGUUAAUAUUUGAAUUUAUAUUUCAGCAACCCAGUGGAUUCUUUUGGCCAUGGCUGAAUUUGUGAAUGCUCAAUUUUUCCUGCUUGCUGGCCUCUUCGUAACAAAGUAAGGAUUUUGUUAUGUGAUGUGUUGCAACAUAGUCUUUCAAAACAUGGUUUGGAAACUCCGCUAAAGUCUUUGUUCUAUCUUUUUGUUCGCGUUUAUGCAGUUUUGUGCACGGUGCACGGUCAAUGAACACAUUGUGUUUCAGUAUAAUGAACGAAUCAUCCAAUAGCAACGUUUCAUUUCAGUCAUUCAACCAUGCAUUUAAAUAUUAAUAAACCUAAAACAAAGGAUGCGCACGGUGUACGGCUCAACAUAAACUCCCAGUUCAUUAUAACCGCUUUGAAGUUUACUGAGUUUCCAGACCAUGUCUCGAAAGACUAUGGUUGCAAUCAUCAGACCAACUGCUAACUGAAGUACCAAAAUAAUUUCUAGGAAAUUGAAUGAUGUUAGGACAUUGGAUGAUAUGAGAAAUUCUAAGAAGCGUGAGCUUUGGGGGUGAGUAAAUAUCCUUCUUAGAGCAGAGGGAACAGACUGAGUGAUUUUUUCAUUUGUAUUUAUGUUUUCUAGAAAUAUCACCGUUUUUGAAAUAUCAGCUGUUGCAAGUGUUGUCCAUGAUGCGAUAUUCAAAGCUCGUAAGUUUAUUUUUCAUUAUUUUCAUAGAAUUAUAUUGACAGUUUUCACUAUGGCUGGAUUUUGAG
Molecule: messenger RNA, 6821 nt
Organism: Paramuricea clavata
Lineage: Eukaryota; Metazoa; Cnidaria; Anthozoa; Malacalcyonacea; Plexauridae
Source: the annotation of a GenBank genome assembly